AUGCUUUCUAGGGUUUAUCGUGUCAGAAGCAGGGUUGGAUUCACUUUAAAUAGGAGGCCCUAUUGGAAUUGGAUUGCUAGCAAUUUCUUUGCAGGAAAUAAAGGGAAUGGUCCUUCCGUCAGGGAACCAAAUCAAGUGUUUUUAUCUGUUAGAAAUGAAAAUGAGAUGACUGACACAUUGAUCGCUAGCAAUAGAGUACCUUUGGUAAUGAAUUUUACCAUAAGAAAUAAUGAAUCCUGCGAUAUACUAACCGGGGCAUUAAACAGGAUUGUCAUGUUAGAAACAGACAAGAAAAUAAACUGCGUCGACGUUGAAACAGACUGGCCCGAGACCAAGGAAAUUUUACUUAGGUUUGGUGUCCACGAUAUUCCAUCUUUGGUAGCGGUUAAGAAAAGUUUUCCGGUCGAUUAUUAUACACAAAAGCACUUGAUGAACGGAGAGAUUGAUUGGUACUCACUGAAAUCAUGGAUCGAAAAGAAUGCCGAUUGA
Molecule: messenger RNA, 489 nt
Organism: Zygotorulaspora mrakii
Lineage: Eukaryota; Fungi; Ascomycota; Saccharomycetes; Saccharomycetales; Saccharomycetaceae
Exons: 1
Coding region: 1-489 (162 amino acids)
Source: RefSeq, a predicted model, not a curated record